This is a messenger RNA of Knipowitschia caucasica, 1479 nucleotides long. The record is from the annotation of a GenBank genome assembly. Lineage: Eukaryota; Metazoa; Chordata; Actinopteri; Gobiiformes; Gobiidae.
AUGGCGGAGAGCGCGGACCUGAAACGAAAAGUGCACAACAAAGAUGAAGAAACUCCUACAGAGGAAGAUGGCGAGGAGUGGGUCGGACCUAUGCCAAAUGAAGCUACAACAAAUAAGAAAAGAAAAGUUUUGGAAUUUGAACAUGUUUACCUGGAUAAUCUCCCGUCGGCUGCAAUGUAUGAACGAAGCUACAUGCACAGAGAUGUGAUCACCCACAUCGUGUGCUCCAAGACAGACUUUGUCAUCACAGCCAGCCAAGAUGGUCAUGUCAAGUUUUGGAAAAAGAAGGAAGACGCUGGCAUCGAGUUUGUCAAACAUUUCAGAAGUCAUCUUGGUGUAAUAGAAAGCAUUGCAGUAAGUGCAGAAGGAGCACUUUUCUGUUCUGUUGGUGAUGAUCAGGCAAUGAAAGUAUUUGACGUUGUCAACUUUGACAUGAUUAAUAUGUUUAAACUUGGGUUUCACCCAGGCCAAAGAAAGCUCAUGAGAGUGUUCGAUGAAUCCCUAACUAUGUUCACAGAGUUGCAGCAGAUGCGACAGCAGCUUCCUGAUAUGGAGUUUGGUCGGAGAAUGGCUGUAGAGAGGGAACUUGGGAAGGUGGAUGGUGUCCGUUUGGCAAACAUCAUUUUUGAUGAGACGGGACAUUUUGUUCUGUAUGGAACUAUGCUCGGGAUUAAAGUCAUCAAUGUAGAAACUAACAGAUGUGUUCGAAUACUUGGAAAACUUGAGAAUAUCCGUGUGGUUCAUGUAAGUCUGUUCCAAGGUGUCGCAAAAAUGAUGAAGGUUGCACAAACUGUGGAAAUGAAGGCGUCAGAUAAUCCUGCAUUACAAAAUGUAGAGGCCGACCCUACGAUAUUCUGCACCGCAUUUAAGAAGAACCGUUUCUAUCUGUUUUCAAAGAGAGAACCAGAGGAUACCAAGAGUGCAGACUCAGACAGAGACAUCUUCAAUGAAAAACCAUCAAAAGAGGAGGUGAUGGCUGCGACACAGGCUGAGGGCCCAAAGCGAGUGUCAGACAGUGCCAUUAUCCAUACAACCAUGGGAGACAUUCACAUCAAACUCUUCCCAGUAGAAUGCCCCAAAACUGUGGAGAACUUCUGCGUUCACAGUAGAAAUGGCUAUUACAAUGGACACAUUUUCCACAGAGUAAUUAAGGGAUUCAUGAUUCAGACUGGAGACCCAACUGGAACUGGAAUGGGAGGAGAAAGCAUCUGGGGAGGGGAGUUUGAAGAUGAAUUUCAUUCUACCCUCAGACAUGACCGACCAUACACUCUCAGCAUGGCCAACGCUGGGCCUGGAACAAACGGCUCGCAGUUUUUUGUCACCGUUGUACCGACUCCAUGGCUUGAUAACAAGCACACUGUGUUUGGGAGGUGUAUAAAAGGGAUGGAAGCCGUUCAGAGAAUCUCUAAUACAAAAGCCAACCCCAAGACCGACAAACCUUAUGAGGACAUAAGCAUCAUCAACAUCACAAUUAAGUAA